AUUCACCAAACCCACACAACUCGAUCCUGGUCUGAUUGUGGCAUUUCCUGUCACUACCAUAUUAUCCCAAUCGUUCUGGCAGACAUCCUACUUACCUUCUCCUCAAACUUUAACACCCAAGACUCGAACCCACUGAGAUGGCCAAAGUGAUCAUCUUCGGCGCAACCGGCACGGUCGCCUCAGCCACCGCCCGCGCCGCCCACGCCCGGGGCACCAGCGUCGUCCUCGCCGCCCGUGACCCCACCAAACCCAUUUCAGCCCUAACCCCCGAACAAGAGCACCAGGGCAGCUAUCAACGCAUCCAGGCCGACCUGAGCGACCCCGAAUCCAUCCGCCUCGCGGUGACCUCCACGAACGCCACGCGGGCAUUCGUCUAUACCGUCUUCGACGCUCCAGACCACAUGCGCGCCAGCCUGGAGGCCAUGAAAUCCGCCGGGAUCGAGCACGUGGUCUACUUGAGCAGCUUCGCUGUGAAGGGCGAGCCGGGCAGUGUCGGGCCGGAGAAUUUCAUCGCGCAUGCCCACGCGCGGGUAGAAAUGUCUCUGGCAGAUGUGUUUGGAGCUUCGGGGUAUGUUGCGGUGCGGCCGAGUUUCUAUGCCACUAAUAUUCGAUGGUGGUUGGCUGCUGCGGCUGAGGGGAGGGUGGGGAUGGCGUAUCCGGAGGCGAAGUUUGACUUGGUGGUUCCGGAGGAUAUUGGCCGGGUUUGUGGGACACUUCUUGCGCAAGGGAGUGGUAUGGUGCAGGGCAAUUAUGUGAAUUUGCUGGGUCAGGAAGAGCUGGCGCUGGGAGAUGCUGUUCGAUUGCUGAGUCGAGAGACCACCGGGAAAGAGGUGGAGGUUGUCACGGUUGGCGAGGAGGAAGAGAUUGAGUGCUUCGUUGCAAAGCUUGGGUUCCCCGAGCCUCUGGCGCGGGCUGUCGUGCAGCAGAAUCGGGAGCAGAGCCUUGGUCUCGGUCGUGGGCUUGUCAAUUUCGCAACGGACACGGAUUUUACGCGGAAUGUGUAUCGCAUCACUGGGAGUCAGUCGACGGGGUUCAGAGAAUGGGCUCAGCAGGCGUAA
Molecule: messenger RNA, 1058 nt
Organism: Aspergillus brunneoviolaceus CBS 621.78
Lineage: Eukaryota; Fungi; Ascomycota; Eurotiomycetes; Eurotiales; Aspergillaceae
Product: SDR family oxidoreductase
Exons: 1
Coding region: 138-1058 (306 amino acids)
Source: RefSeq, a predicted model, not a curated record